This is a messenger RNA of Vicia villosa (hairy vetch), 1562 nucleotides long. Its product is annotated as probable carboxylesterase 17. The record is from RefSeq and is a predicted model, not a curated record. The coding region runs from base 29 to 1096 and encodes 355 amino acids. Gene Ontology annotation, molecular function: hydrolase activity. The transcript has a single exon. NCBI's taxonomy places the organism in Eukaryota, Viridiplantae, Streptophyta, Magnoliopsida, Fabales, Fabaceae.
UUCACUUCAAAUUUCCAUAUUUUUCAUCAUGACUAGUACUACCAUUUCAUUCAACCACAACAACCAAAAAUCAAACAACAUUCAUCACCAAAAAGGACUCAUCAUUGAAGAAAUUGAAGGACUCAUAAAAGUCCACAAAGAUGGACAUGUAGAAAGACCACAAAUUAUCCCCAACGUCUCAUGCAAUUUUCCAUCACAAAAUGGUGUCAUUUCAAGAGACAUUACAAUCAACAAAGAAACUAAUUUAUGGGCACGUGUCUAUCUCCCAACAUCAACCUCCCAUAAUAACAAUAACAAGCUUCCUUUGCUUGUUUAUUUUCAUGGUGGUGGAUUUUGUGUUGGUUCUACUUCAUGGAUUUGUUACCAUGAAUUCUUAAACAACCUCGCUUCAAAAGCGAAUUGCGUUGUUGUCUCGGUUAACUAUCGUUUAGCCCCCGAAAACCGUCUUCCUUCUGCUUACGACGACGCUUUCAAUGCUCUCAUGUGGAUCAAACACGAAGCGGUAUAUAAUAAAAACCAAAGUUGGUGGUUGAAACAUUGCAACAUUUCUUCUCUUUUUCUAUGUGGUGAUAGUGCUGGAGCUAAUAUAGCUUACAAUGUUGUUGCUACGCGCUUAGCAUCAAAUUCAAACUCAAAUGCGUCGCAUUUGAACUUGAAUCCGUUAUUUUUAAAAGGUAUUAUAUUGAUCCAACCUUUUUUUGGAGGAGAAGAAAGGACAAAUUCCGAGAAAAAUCUUCGUCAACUACAAAAUUCAGCGCUUAGUUUAUCGGUUUCAGAUACCUAUUGGCGAUUAUCAUUACCCAAUGGAGUUUCGGUUUCGCGCGAUCAUCCAUAUUGUAAUCCUCUUGCACCAAGUGGAAUAUCUAAGAUGAGAGAUUUGAGGGUUCCUUCUAUUAUGAUAUGUGUUUCGGAAUUGGAUAUACUUCGAGAUAGAAAUUUGGAGUUCUCAAAUUGUUUGGUUAAAGCUGGGAAAAGAGUUGAAACUUAUGUUUAUAAAGAUGUUGGACAUGCUUUUCAAGUGUUGCAUAAUUAUCAACUUUCUCAUGUUAGGACUCAAGAAAUGGUGUCUCAUAUCAAGAACUUCAUGAAUCAAUAAUUUCUUGUUAUAUGCACACAUGUUUCUAAAAAAAAAAAAAGUAGAUGCUUGAAGCUUUUCUACAUGUAACUUAUGUGGAAAAGAAUUCAUAAAAUAAAUAGGGUCCUUGUUUUUGAAUAUUUUUAUUCUUUAGAAAUAUUGCCUUUAACGAAUAAGUGGCCAGUUCCAAAUUCGGUUAUUUCAAAGAGGAAUGUGACAGUCAAAGCAAUCUUUAAAAGGAAAGAUGCUUUACAAUAAGAUGUAAUGGUGGCAUACUCACAUAGGACCAUUAUGGGAGCACUUAAUACAUUAUUGGCAAUAUGGAGUAAGACUUCAAUCAUGCUAUACAUUAUUGGCUACAUGGAGUUAGACUUCAAUUAUAGGGGGCAAUUAUAGUAAAGCACUUUUGAAAUUAUUGUCUAACGUACACUUCUUUGCUUUUUUAUAACUACUAACAAACUUGUGCAUACGCAUGAGUUCUGUUCUG